AUAGCUCUGCCCACGGAUGACAACUCUGCAGUUUGUCUUCCAAUUAACUAAGAGGUACUCUCCAUCCCUCAUUAGCAUAAAAGCCCUAUAAGUAGCAGAAAUCUGCUCUUUACUUUCGACACAUUUCUGGUGUUUUAAGAUGCCUGAGCCAGCCAAGUCUGCUCCCGCCCCGAAGAAAGGCUCUAAGAAGGCGGUCACCAAGGCACAGAAGAAAGAUGGCAAGAAGCGCAAGCGCAGCCGGAAGGAGAGUUACUCUGUGUACGUAUACAAGGUGCUGAAGCAGGUCCACCCCGACACUGGCAUCUCUUCCAAGGCCAUGGGCAUCAUGAAUUCUUUCGUUAACGACAUAUUUGAGCGCAUCGCGGGCGAGGCUUCCCGCCUGGCGCAUUACAACAAGCGGUCGACCAUCACUUCCAGGGAGAUCCAGACGGCGGUGCGCCUGCUGCUUCCCGGAGAGCUGGCCAAGCACGCCGUGUCGGAGGGCACCAAGGCCGUCACCAAGUACACGAGCUCUAAGUAAACUUUCCAAGGGGAGACAACAGCUUUUAGACAUAUCUUUUCCAGCGGUCGUCGCUGCUGGACACUGUUUCAUCUUGCAAAUAAACCAAUGAAAAUGAGUGAUCGUAGAAGAAGAUAAAUGGAGGUAUUUUGAACUAUCAAAGAAGGACAAAUGAACACCUGGCUAAGAAAAAUUAGCUUUUUUUCUAUGCAUAAAACUAUUAAAAUGUUCUUCAUAGAAAUUUAUGACUCGAGAAACAUAAAGACAAAAUUAAAAUAACUCCUAGUAUCUC
This is a messenger RNA of Nomascus leucogenys (northern white-cheeked gibbon), 791 nucleotides long. Its product is annotated as H2B clustered histone 4. The record is from RefSeq and is a predicted model, not a curated record. Gene Ontology annotation, cellular component: nucleosome. Gene Ontology annotation, molecular function: structural constituent of chromatin; DNA binding; protein heterodimerization activity. Lineage: Eukaryota; Metazoa; Chordata; Mammalia; Primates; Hylobatidae.